Molecule: messenger RNA, 1037 nt
Organism: Sus scrofa (pig)
Lineage: Eukaryota; Metazoa; Chordata; Mammalia; Artiodactyla; Suidae
Source: RefSeq, a predicted model, not a curated record
AUGGAGCAGGUCCAGCAAGUCUUGGUUAUAGAAAGAGGAUUUCACCGCGGGCCCGGAAACGGUCCUGAGGCUUGCGUUCUCCUCCCGGCAGGGCAUUCCUGCCCGGGGCAGACCUCGCGCCGCCGCGUCCUGGGCGCCCGGGCUGCUUCUGCCAGAACCGUCUGGGCUGCAGAUCCAAGAGGGCCCUUCACGAUCUUGGCUUCCUCUUUCCUUCAGAAAUCUGAGGGAAGGCAGUGGGGGUGGGGGAAGGAAUUUCUCUUUUUAAAAAACAUAACGGCAGCCAGGGCACCUUUCGGUGCAUCCAGGCCUGCAGGGUGGGCUCGGGGGCGCCGCGGUCCCGCAGGUUCCCAGUGCACCGUCCGCCUGGUCCUCACCCCGGCUCCGGCCCGGCCCCGGCCCCGGCCCCUGGUGUCAAGGCCCCGGCACCGGCUCAGCGCGUCGGCUGCCAACCUCUGGCAGCUGGUCCGGGAAGGCACAAUCGCGGCCGGCUCUGUCUGGCUCGCGUCUGCAGAGAUGGAACGAAUGUCAACUCCAACCUCCUGGGCCAGCUCCCUGAGCCCCCUCCCGUCCCGCCGAAAUCAGGGUUCUUGCUUGGGCGCUACUCCCAUACAUCCUGGAACCUGUCUACCCCCCACGCCUUCGCUGCGCCACAGUUUUUACUUGAAAGGAGUCAAGGAAUACUCAAACCAUAACUACUCAUCCUGCGGGCUUCUGGGAAAAUUUGGAGAUUAAAAUACCUGAAGAUUCUGGUAAUCCCUGUUCUAAUGAGUCAAUUAAAAAGCGUUCGUUUACCCACCACGCCCAGAUAGAAUCACACGAAAAUCAAUGAAGAAAUAUGCUCAACUUCUACAAUUCUGUUUGGAAACUAAAAACCAAGUCCUUGUAUUUUCAGCUGCAAAUUAGGGUUCACAUUAAUUACCCUAAAAUACAGCGAUUUGCCUCAUGUAGAAGUUAGUUUUUUGAAUCAAUGUUUUGUGUCAGUUUUCUUCCCUAGGCAUGUUGUAAACUGAUAUCAUGGAACCAUUAAAACAAACAAA